Molecule: messenger RNA, 3935 nt
Organism: Ictalurus punctatus (channel catfish)
Lineage: Eukaryota; Metazoa; Chordata; Actinopteri; Siluriformes; Ictaluridae
Gene: ncln
Product: nicalin
Exons: 15
Coding region: 144-1826 (560 amino acids)
Biological process (GO): regulation of signal transduction
Cellular component (GO): endoplasmic reticulum membrane
Source: RefSeq, a predicted model, not a curated record
UGUUCGGAGAAAUUGCCGGAAUAAAAAUCCCGGGUCCUUCAGGCAGACCGUUUAGCGCCGGAGCCGAGAGCUGUCACUUUGUUACGGACUUCAUUCAUUGUUCCUGGUUUCUCCUGAAGCGGAUUUCGUUAUCUUUUCCCAUCAUGUUCGAGGAGGCGAGCGAGGUGUUUGAUAACAUGCUGAAAUCGUCCUUUCCGUUGACGAUUAUCGUGUUUUUGCCUGCAGUGUUGAUCCUGGUGUCACCGCUCCCAGCUGAAGCGGCGCAUGAAUUCACGGUGUACCGCAUGCAGCAAUAUGACCUACAGGGACAGAACUACGGAUCGAGGAAUGCAAUUUUGAAUACUGAAGCCCGUACGGUGGAGGCGGAGGUGCUAAGCCGUCGCUGCGUGAUGAUGCGACUGGCCGAUUUCUCCUACGAGAAAUACCAGAAGGCUCUCCGGCAGUCUGCGGGGGCCGUCGUCAUCAUCAUCCCCAAGAACAUGUCCACAAUGCCCCAGGACAUUGUGCAAUUCAUGGAGUUGGAGCCGGAGCUGAUGGCCACAGAGACCAUCGUUCCUGUGUACUUUGCUGUUGAGGAUGAUGAGCUGCUGUCUAUUUACACCCAGACACAGGUCUCCUCUGCCUCACAGGGCUCCUCCUCCGCGGCUGAAGUGCUUCUGCACUCUGCCACUGCAAACGGAUUCCAGAUGGUGACGAGUGGAGCUCAGAGUAAAGCUGUGAGCGAUUGGGCUAUCACCAGCCUGGAGGGUAAAUUAGCAGGAGCAGGAGGAGACGAUCUGCCCACCAUCGUCCUUGUGGCUCACUACGACUCUUUUGGAGUGGCUCCGUGGUUGUCGUACGGUGCUGACUCCAACGGCAGUGGUGUAGCAGUACUCCUGGAGCUGGCUCGACUCUUCUCUAAACUCUACUCUCACAAACGGACUCACGCCGGGUAUAAUGUGCUUUUUUUCCUGUCUGGAGGAGGGAAGUUUAACUAUCAGGGCACUAAACGGUGGCUAGAGGAUAAUUUGGACCACACAGAGUCCAGUCUCCUGCAGGAUAACGUGGCAUUCGUCUUGUGUUUGGACACACUCGGGAACGGGGACAGUCUUUACCUGCAUGUGUCUAAACCUCCUAAAGAAGGCACACCUCAGCAUGCUCUGCUCCGAGAGCUACAAACGGUUGUAUCUCAGCAGUACCCAGAGUUGAAGUUCUCCAUGGUGCAUAAGAAGAUCAACCUGGCUGAUGACACCCUGGCGUGGGAGCACGAGCGCUUCGGGAUCCGCCGCCUUCCCGCCUUCACGCUCUCGCACCUGGAGAGCCACCGCAGCUCCAUGCGCAACUCCAUCAUGGACAUGCGGACUCGUGUAGAUCUGAAAAAGCUCAGUAGGAACACUAAACUGAUCGCAGAGGCUCUAGCGCGAGUUGUUUACAACCUGACUGAGAAGGGCACUAAUGCAGAUCUGGAGAUCUUCACAGACCAGAUGCAGGUGCAGGAGGAUCAGCUGCUCUCUCUGGUCGACUGGUUGAGUGCUCAGCCUCGAGCCGCCCAGCUGGUGGAUAAAGACAGCAGCGUGGUCAGCACCCUGGAGUAUUACCUCAGCCGCUACCUCAAAGACAUCAAGAGGCAUUUCGUCAAAGCUGACAAGAGGGAUCCUGAGUUUGUCUUCUAUGAUCAGCUGAAACAGACGAUGAAUGCAUACAGAGUAAAACCAGCCAUCUUUGACCUGCUGCUGGCGCUGUGCAUUGCUGCAUAUCUCGGCAUCGUGUACUUGGCUGUCCAGCAUUUUGGCGUUUUGUACAGUGUUCUUCGCCGGGUCACGGCACCACGAGUCAAGCAGCAUUAACACCACUCCAGCUCUCUUCAUCCCUGCAAUAUGAGGGACUCCUGUAGUCCCACCAUGGAGCCAAGAGUGUGCUCGUUUUUUUCCCUCUCUGACAUGUUUCUUCUUUCUUUUCUUUUUUUUUUUUCCCCCCUUUCUUCAUUUUUUUUUUUGGGAAAUGGAAUAUCAUUUAGUUGUCAUGUUUGCUGUGUGUGCGUUUGCCUGCUUGCCCUCCUUUGUCCAGGGACAGCAUUUUUAUGGUCUUCCUUUCUGUCCAACACUGCCUCAUUCCCCUCUGCCUCAGUAUGAAGCUAGUGAGAUCUCUGCCAAGCAACAGUAAGUCGUCUUCUCAGGCAGCUAAAGUCAAAAAGGGCCAAAUCGCAGCUUAGUGUUAGCUAGAUAGAGAAAGCUGGUCAGUUUGGAAACUGUUCAUAUGUGACGCCUUAUUUUAGUCAAGAAUUUCUUUAACAUUAGUACAGCUCGAUAGACGUGUUCAUUCUCACACGUCCUGAUUUUGCAGAGUGACCAGCUCCGCCCUUAUUGACCAAGGGACACAUAGGUUAAUAUUUGAUCAGGGGGGAAAAAGCAAACUUGAUCAUGUGAGGACCUCCUUAGUUUUCAUUUUACUACUUUGCCACAAAUUGGUGCUAAUCCUGAACUCAUACUGACAGCAACCUGACACACCUAAGUGAACAGAAGUCAUUUAAUUUUCAAUGCUGAUUUCCAUUUAAAAUCAAAGUAACUGAUAAGGGUGAGAAAUGGGAAGGGACAGGCGACAUGGCAAAGCUGAGCAAGGUUUAAUUUUAUGCAAAUGAGAAGCGACUACCAAUAGGAGUAGGGGAGGGGUUCUGUUUCUUUUUCCGCCACAACUGUGAAACAUUUUCCAUGUUUUUGUUUCUACAUUUAUUUUCUGACUCGCAGCUCCUGAGACUUCCCUGCUGAAAAAAAAAACCCAAUAGAAAUAAUCACCGAAAUUCUAAUGGUUUCCACUGCAAAUAUCAUUACAAACCAUCAGCUUACCAUUAAAACCAUUGUUAUUGCUGGUCUGUAAUGGUAUCCACUAGACAAAAAAUGCCACCAAUAGAAGCCAACACAUUACAAGUAGAGACCCACAGGGACCAUUACAGUUUCCAUUAAAUAUAAAUAUACAAUUCCCAUUAGAACCAUUGCAAAUUCUAUGAGGGUUUCUGUUGACUUUUUCUCAGCAGGGUUGGUCUGCUACUACAUGUUUAAAGUUUUCGGUACAUCAAACUUUUACAUAUUUUACAAAAUUGUAAAAUGACUCUGUUUUCAAUCGUAAAAAGUAAAAUGUCUUGGGUUUUUUUUCUUUCACUAGUAGAUUAGUUCAUACAACACUAAUACAUUUAAGCAUUUUACCCCCCUUUUUUUAUUCGGAAAAACAACUGAUUUGUGGUCAAAGGAGUGGUUUGAUACAUUUUAUUUUUAAAGAUGAAAUGAGACGUCCCCUCUAGAGAGCGGUGUAGUGCAAAAAAUGACGGCUUAAAGUACACAAUAUAAAUAGCUUAACGACCUCAGUUAAGCUAGUAAGCUAUCGAAGGUAACAUUCAGUAAACAUGUCAUGAGAUUAAACUUUUGCUAAUGGCUGGUUGGAUUUAACCUAGGCUCUGCCCUUGUUAACUCAGGGAAACCUGUCACUCAGCAAAAUCAUCCAUCCAUCCUCUAGAGUACAAAUAUAAUGUUAAUUUAUUUGAUAUUAAAGAACCCGAGUAUUAAUUUCCUCAGUAAUGUUAACAACUUCAUCUUUAGCUUUCCAUCAAAUUUCAUACAUCUACCACUUUGGAUAGCCAUAACAGUCCGCUGAAUUAAACAAACACAAUAUACCUCGUCCAUCCUUUCCUUUGUUCUACACCGCACCAGAGCCGGAGUCACUCGUUCACAUCCUUCAGCAAGAGCGAGAAACUUAUUUUUUCCCCUGCUUCAGGUCUUUCUGCUGUUAUUUAUGGAAGCGGAUGAAGCUUCACCUUGCACUGAUUUUACACAGUUUCCUUUGUUUCGCUGAGAUCUAAGGUUUUGUCAGCUGUGCGUGAGCCUGUGUAAGAAAACUUUGACUCUUGCAGCAAACUUUAAAUCAAUAAGUAGAUAGGUUGAGGAAUAAAGUGUUUUGUUGAAAUA